This is a messenger RNA of Beta vulgaris subsp. vulgaris (sugar beet), 1298 nucleotides long. RefSeq lists its product as uncharacterized. Gene Ontology annotation, cellular component: nucleolus; small-subunit processome. Lineage: Eukaryota; Viridiplantae; Streptophyta; Magnoliopsida; Caryophyllales; Amaranthaceae. The coding region runs from base 138 to 995 and encodes 285 amino acids. The record is from RefSeq and is a predicted model, not a curated record. Gene Ontology annotation, molecular function: small ribosomal subunit rRNA binding. The transcript is spliced from 6 exons.
UAUACGGGUUUGCACAGAACCAUAAACCUCUCAAGUCUCAAAACCCCUCUCUCUCCUCGUCUCAAAAACCCUCUAUUUUUCUCUUUCCUUACUUUCACUUUCUCUUCCAUUAAAACUCUCUGAUUAACUGACGAAAAAUGAGGUUUACAAAACAUAAGCGACACAGAAAGAUUGUUAGGUUUUACACCGCUUGUUUUGGUUUUAGGGAACCUUUCAAAGUACUGUGUGAUGGUACUUUUGUUCAUCACUUAGUUUCUAAUCAUCUUUCUCCUGAUACUUCUGUCUCUAAUGCUCUUGGUGCAUCUGUUCAGCUCUUCACUUCUAAAUGUGUUAUUGAAGAAUUAAAGUCUCUUGGAAGCUCACAUGCUCAAUCUUUUCAUGCUGCUCGUAAAGAUUUCAAGCUUGCAAGAUGUGAGCAUGAAGAGAAGGAAAGUGCUUUCAAUUGCAUGAUCGAGAUCAUUGGAGAAAAUAAUCCUGAACACUUUUUUGUUGCUACUCAAGACAUGGAUUUACGGAAGAAGUGUCGGAAGAUACCAGGAGUCCCUGUGCUCUUUGGUCUGCGGAAUGCUGUGUUUGUUGAGCAACUUCCGUCAUUCCAGCGUGAAUAUGUGAAGGCUGCUGAAGAAAGAAGGUUACAUAUGACUGAUUCAGAACAGAAGUUGUUACAGAAGAGAGUAAAGAGCAUAUUGAAUGCAGAAGAAUUGAAGGACUCUUCUAAUGCCGAGGAAGAAAUUGAUGAGGAGGAUUUACGGGGUCAGGUUAUAGCAAGUCGAGAGCCUAGGAAGACGGAUGCAAAGGACAAGGUUCAAUUUAAAAGGAAAAAAGCAAAGGGUCCAAACCCACUGUCAUGUAAGAAGAAAACUACAAGCAGUUCAGCCCCUAAUGCUGGAAAGGCUGAUAAGACUAGUAGUGAUGCCAAGAGAAGCAGGCCUCGGAAGAGGAAGAGAUCUCGCACGGACAAAUCAUCCUCAAGGACUGAUGGUGCUAGUGCUUAGUAAAUUGAUUUGACCCUAUCAGUUUUGUUUAUCUUAGAGUAUCAUAAUUCAUACAUGUAUUUGGUUUUAUGGCUUAUAAGUUAGUUUGUUAUCGGGUAUCCAUAGCUACAUCUAUGCUUCCUAUAUUAUAUUAGGAAUUGUUGAUGCUACACGUUAUAGGAUUUCAAAAACAAUUUAGAAACACAACAUAGCAUUUUUUUCAUCGUAGGUAUUGGACACAAGGAUUUCUUUUUACCGGAAUGCAUUGUGCAUCAAUCAGUGAACACUAAACAUGGCUAUAAUCCAACGUCAAAUUGUUUUGAA